This is a messenger RNA of Archocentrus centrarchus (flier cichlid), 2870 nucleotides long. Its product is annotated as RNA-binding protein 5-like. NCBI's taxonomy places the organism in Eukaryota, Metazoa, Chordata, Actinopteri, Cichliformes, Cichlidae. Bases 150 to 2654 code for a protein of 834 amino acids. Gene Ontology annotation, biological process: mRNA splicing, via spliceosome. Gene Ontology annotation, molecular function: RNA binding. The transcript is spliced from 24 exons. Gene Ontology annotation, cellular component: nucleus. The record is from RefSeq and is a predicted model, not a curated record.
GAUGUCAAAAAGAAGAAGACUCUUGUCGCUGCAGACAGGAAGAACUGGAAAACCUUCUAGAAAGAUUUUGAGUGUCCGGCUGUCAUCAUAUGUUGGACGGUGAUUUAUUGAAACGAAUUUCUUCCUAAGUGCUUGUCCUAUACUAAAGCAUGGGAACGGAUAGAAGGAUUAAUCGUGGUGAUCGUAGUGGGCGAUAUGGUUCUGAUGGGCGCAAAGAUGAUCCGGAGUGGUAUGGAAAACGAAGCAGAGAUGUGGAAAAGGAUAAUGAUCGACCCUGGGUUGAUGACAGAUGCAAAGAGCGCUGCGAUGAACGCAGAGACCGAGGCAGUCCAGAGAGGAGCCGAAAACGACACAGCAGUGACAGAUCUGAUGAUGAAUAUGAUGGUGAAUAUCCAGAGCAGGACUACAGAAUGGAGCAGGAGGAGGAGGAGAGCAAAACAGUUAUGCUAAGGGGUCUCCCUGUCCAUGUCACGGAAGAAGAUAUCCGCACGGCACUCGAGCAGCUAGAGGGACCGCAGCCUGUGGACAUACGUUUGAUGAAGAAAAGGACAGGUAUAAGCCGAGGUUUCGCCUUCGUGGAGUUUUAUCACUUGCAAGAUUCUGCCCGAUGGAUGGAGACCAAUCAGAAUAAGUUGGUGAUCCAGGGGAAAACCAUUGCAGUGCACUACAGCAACAGGAGACAGAAGUUUGAAAACUGGCUUUGCAAUGCUUGCGGUCUGUAUAAUUUUCGCAAGAGGCUGAAGUGUUUCAGGUGUGGAGCGUCAAAAGUUGGAGAAUCUCCUGCUGUAAAUGGUUUAACUGUCGAGUCUCAACAGCCAGGAGAGUACAGUGGAGACACAAUCAUUUUGAGGAACAUUGCCCCUCUGUCUACUGUUGAUGGGAUUUUGAACUUACUGGCACCAUACGCCAACCUGUCCACCAGCAACGUCCGUCUCAUCAAAGACAAACAAACAGGACAGAACCGAGGCUUCGCCUUCGUCCAGCUCUCAUCGCCCCUGGAGGCUUCUCAGCUGCUCACCAUCCUCCAGAGCCUUCAGCCACCUCUGAAACUGGAUGGAAAAACAGUCGGCGUGGAUUUUGCAAAGAGUGCUAGAAAAGAUUCGGCACUGCCUGACGGGAUCAGAGCCAGCGCUCUCUCUGUUGCCAGCACAGCCAUUGCUGCUGCUCAGUGGUCAUCCAGUCAGUUGCAGCGAAGCUCGGCUGCAACUUCAGAUCAGAUCGCUCUUCCAAAGAGUUACGCACAAGUGUGGCCGCAGCAGCCUGAAGGAUUGGUUCCUGUCAUUGGGGAUGGAUUACUCGGAGCUGCUCCAGGAAUGAAGACUCUGAUCCCUGCAGCUGCAGUUGUCAUAUCCCAGGCAGCUCAAGUCUACCAACCUGUCAUUAUCAGCCAGCCUGCAAUACAGACACAUCCACUAGUUGUUGCAGCACAGCAGCCUACUAGUGUUUGCACUACAUCACUCGUAACACCGGCAUCUUCCACUGGUGCUGCAACGAUUUGUGCUGCCCCGACUGCUAGCACAACAGCUGUCCCCGAUACUUCCACGUACCAGUACGAUGAGUCGUCAGGUUACUACUACGAUCCACAGACUGGUCUGUACUAUGAUUCAAGCAGCCAGUACUACUAUAACUCCGAGACUCAGCAGUACCUUUACUGGGACAGCGAGAAGCAGACGUACAUCCCUGCACCCUCUGAAUCCGACGCAAGUACAGAACAAGCAUCCACAGCGAGCACUGCAGCCACCUCCCCAACCACAGUCUCCACAAGCAGUAAAGAGCCCAAAGACAAGAAAGAAAAACCCAAAAACAAGUCUGCACAACAGAUCGCAAAGGACAUGGAGCGUUGGGCAAAAAGCUUAAAUAAACAAAAAGAAAGUAUUAAGAGCACUGUCCAAGGGUUCGGGUCUUCUAAGGAAGAAGACAAAAAAGAGUCUGCAGCUGCCGAUGCAGGUUUCUCCCUCUUUGAGAAGAAGCAGAUCGGAGGCUUUGAGAAACCGUCCCUCGUAACUGAACAGAUCAAGCUCAAGCUUGAGAUUUCAUCUAAGAGUGAUUUGGUUUCUGCCUACAAUGGGGAUAGUGACCCAGAGGAAGAUGGCUCAGAUCAAGCAGCGGAUGACGAGGGGAAAAUAACUGACUGGAAGAAGAUGGUCUGUCUGCUGUGUCGACGGCAGUUCCCCACCAAAGAUGCUCUGCUGCGUCACCAGCAGCUCUCUGACCUCCACAAGAAAAACUUGGAAAUUCAAAAAAGAGCACAGCUUUCAGAAGCUGAGCUGGAGGAGCUGGAGAGGAAAGAGACUGAGCAGAAGUACAGAGACAGAGCUGCAGAAAGAAGGGAGAAGUAUGGUGUUCCUGAACCUCCUGCACCUAAAAAGAAAUUUUACCAACCACCAAGCCAAACAGUAAACUAUGAGCAGCCCACCAAAGACGGUUUAACAAGUGAUAAUAUUGGGAGCAAGAUGUUGCAAGCGAUGGGCUGGCAGGAGGGCAAAGGUCUGGGGCGCCACCAACAAGGCAUCACUGUUCCCAUCUCGGCUUCAUUAAGGACCAAAGGCACCGGCCUGGGUGUUAAAGGAAGCUCAUAUGAACUCUCACCAUCUGACAACUACAAGGAUGCCGUGCGUAAAGCCAUGUUUGCACGCUUCACAGAGAUAGAGUGAACCGGGGAGAAAUAUACAAAAUAUACAGAAGAUUUUUCCAUCUGUACAAACUUAACUGUAAGUUGUCUUGUUUAUUUAGGGAAAAUGUUUUGAGUGCACUUCACACAUGGCACAUGUACAUUUUGUAUAAUGUUUGUACAUAAAAAAAUUAUGUAGAACUUCUGAAGUUUGUUUUGUGAGCCUUAAUGUGAUAAAUAAAAGUGGUCUUUAUGUGCA